Girardinichthys multiradiatus is the source of this 2828-nucleotide messenger RNA. It is a transcript of the gene wdr48b, whose product is annotated as WD repeat domain 48b. The transcript is spliced from 19 exons. Lineage: Eukaryota; Metazoa; Chordata; Actinopteri; Cyprinodontiformes; Goodeidae. Bases 32 to 2137 code for a protein of 701 amino acids. Gene Ontology annotation, molecular function: ubiquitin binding. Gene Ontology annotation, biological process: double-strand break repair via homologous recombination; protein deubiquitination. The record is from RefSeq and is a predicted model, not a curated record.
GUUUUUUCUUUUUUUCCGGAUGUAGCAUCACAUGAACUCACUGUCAACAUGCAAGAUGGCCACUCAUCACAGGCAAAAUGCUGCUGGGCGUAGGAAAGUACAGGUUUCCUACGUGAUUAGAGACGAGGUGGAGAAGUACAAUCGCAAUGGGGUGAAUGCACUCCAGUUAGACCCUGCUCUGAACCGGCUCUUCACCGCAGGAAGAGACUCCAUCAUCCGGAUUUGGAGCGUCUACCAACACAAACAGGACCCAUACAUUGCAUCUAUGGAGCAUCACACAGACUGGGUUAACGAUAUAGUUCUCUGCUGCAAUGGAAAAACAUUGAUAUCAGCCUCAUCAGAUACAACAGUGAAAGUAUGGAAUGCACAUAAAGGAUUUUGUAUGUCGACGUUACGGACGCACAAGGACUAUGUAAAAGCUUUAGCGUACGCUAAGGACAAAGAGCUUGUUGCGUCGGCCGGUCUAGACCGGCAGAUCUUCCUUUGGGAUGUGAACACACUAACAGCACUCACCGCUUCCAACAACACUGUCACCACUUCCUCACUGAGUGGGAACAAGGAUUCGAUCUAUAGCCUGGCUAUGAACCAGAUGGGUACAGUUAUUGUUUCUGGAUCUACUGAAAAGGUUUUGAGAGUGUGGGACCCUCGAACAUGUGCAAAACUUAUGAAGCUGAAAGGUCAUACAGACAACGUGAAGUCGUUGCUUCUGAAUCGUGAUGGCACUCAGUGCCUGUCGGGUAGCUCAGAUGGGACCAUCCGCUUGUGGUCACUUGGCCAGCAGAGGUGCAUCGCCACAUACAGGGUCCACGAUGAAGGUGUCUGGGCCCUGCAGGUCAAUGAGGCCUUCACACAUGUAUAUUCUGGAGGCAGAGACAAGAAGAUUUAUUGUACUGACCUGCGAAACCCAGACAUCCGUGUGCUUAUCUGUGAGGAGAAGGCCCCGGUGCUCAAAAUGGAGCUAGACAGAUCUGCUGACCCACCUCCAGCGAUCUGGGUCUCCACCACCAAGUCAUCUGUGAAUAAAUGGUCACUAAAAGGAAUGCACAACUUCCGAUCAUCAGGGGAGUAUGAUAAUGACUGCACCACCCCUCUGACUCCACUGUGUACUCAGCCAGAACAAGUUAUAAAAGGCGGUGCCAGUAUUAUACAGUGCCACAUUCUGAAUGACAAGAGACACAUACUCACCAAAGACACCAACAACAAUGUGGCAUAUUGGGAUGUGCUCAAGGCUUGCAAAGGUGAAGACUUGGGCAAAGUGGAGUUUGAUGAAGAAAUUAAAAAGCGGUUCAAGAUGGUGUACGUGCCAAACUGGUUCUCCGUUGAUCUGAAAACAGGGAUGCUCACAAUUACUUUGGAUGAGAGCGAUUGCUUUGCUGCCUGGGUGUCUGCAAAGGAUGCUGGGUUUUCAAGUUCUGAUGGAUCUGAUCCAAAGUCUUACAUCAGAUCCGAUCAGACUGAUUUCUCAGGAGGAUUGGAGCCAGUAAACUUGGGUGGCUUGUUGCUCCAAGCUCUGCUGGAGUUCUGGCCCAGAACCCGGAUAAACCCCAUGGAUGAGGAAGAAAACGAGGUGAACCAUGUGAAUGGUGAGCAGGAGAACAGGGUGCAGAAAGGAAACGGAUAUUUCCAGGUUCCACCUCACACGCCCGUUAUCUUUGGGGAAGCAGGAGGAAGAACCCUAUUUAGGCUGUUAUGUAGAGAUUCAGGGGGAGAGACUGAAUCUAUGCUGCUGAAUGAGACAGUCCCACAGUGGGUCAUUGAUAUAACUGUAGAUAAAAAUAUGCCUAAGUUCAACAAAAUCCCAUUCUACCUCCAACCCCAUUCUUCUUCUGGUGCAAAAACUCUAAAAAAGGAUCGUCUCUCGGCCAGUGACAUGCUCCAGGUGAGGAAGGUGAUGGAGCACGUUUACGAGAAGAUUAUCAACCUGGACAACGAGUCGCAGACCACCAGCUCCUCAGCCAACGAUAAGCCGGGGGAGCAGGAGAAGGAGGAGGACAUGGCGAUGCUUGCUGAGGAGAAGAUUGAGCUUAUGUGUCAGGACCAGGUUCUAGACCCCAACAUGGACCUGCGGACAGUUAAACAUUUUAUCUGGAAGAGUGGAGGGGACUUGACACUUCACUAUAGGCAGAAGUCUACAUGAAAUUUGUCAUUUUUAAAGCAGAACUCUGUCAUUUGCCAAUCACCACCCACCUCCAACAUGUAGUCCCUUCAACCCUGUCAUUUGUUUAAGAGUCACAGUAUCAGUGAGAAGCCAGUAAACGUCUGAGGACAUGAUCCAUGAUGUAUGUUCUGGGAAGAGAGCAGAACACUCCGGCGCAGCCAGCACACUCCUGGGAACUAAGUGGUCCAUGAUGGUCCUUUCACGUUUUAAGGAAUGGGCUGGGUUUUUCCCAACAUUUCAGCUACCUAUGUUUUCUGUUCCUUAAAUCUUUGCCUAUUAGGCAUUUAUUUUGAAGCGACUAAAGUUACAGUCUGUGUUUAUGAGUGUGUAUGCGCAUGGAUGUAGUAGACUGUUGGCUCUAGCACAUUCCAGAAACUCUCCUUGUUCUCCACACAAUGCACCCGUCUCAGCAGAACCGCCACUGUAAAACUUCACCUGGUUUCUGGGUAGCAUCACAGCCCACCCCAACGAAAUCCUUGUCUGCUUUCUGGGUCAACAUCGGCUAUCUCCACUUGAACUUACCUACCAUUCAGACGCCUGUGUUGCAGAACCUCACCGACAGAAACCUUUGGUCUUUUGUUUUUAGCUGUGCUGUUUUCCAUGAUUGAAUGUUUUUUUUCUGUAAACAUAUUUGUGACAUUUUUGGUUUAAAUGAGUUUUUGGUUUGGCA